UUUGACAUUUAGCUGACGUGUUCGGAUUGCUCCAUAAACCCAUAAAUUUCACCAAUUUGCAACGAAACGGAUUAUAAAUUGUUUCGAUGCGUUUUUUGUUAAUUUUUUAGAUUAAUUCUAAGCAAACACCAUUAGCAAUUCAGAAAAAACAAAGUAGUUCCAAAUAACGCAAAAGGUUGUAAUGAGUUUAGUGUCUGCAAUUUGCAGCAAAUAGAGGAACAAAUUCCCAGGGACUUCACCAACAUUAGUUUCGAUAUCGGCGCAAACACAAUCCUAAAAGAUGGCACUGUUGACUUUGAUUGCGCGUGUGAUAGACGGACUUCCACUGGUGGGAACAAUGCAAGAUGACGAACAGUCUGGACGCACCAUACUAGAAUAUCAAAAUCAAGCGAAAAUGUUAUUCAGAAAAUUGGGUUCACAUUCGCCGGCGCGUUGCAGCAUAGAAACUGGACCUUAUUUAUUUCACUAUCUCAUAGAAAAUGAUGUCUGCUAUCUGGUGAUGUGUGAUAAAAUGUACUCCAAACGUUUGGCCUUCAAUUACUUGGAGGACCUAGCGCAAGAAUUUCAUGCCAACUAUGGGCGUCGCGUAAAUUCUGUGACACGUCCUUAUGCAUUUAUCGAAUUCGACGUUUACAUACAAAAAGCCAAAAAGCAAUUGACCGACCGAAGACGAAAUAUAAAUGCAAUCAACACGCAAUUGCAGGAUGUGCAGCGAAUUAUGGUACAAAAUAUCGAUGAUGUACUGCAGCGUGGAACAGUGUUAUCAGAAUUGGACACUAAAACACAAAAUCUCUCGAUGAUGUCCCAGAAAUACAAAAAGGAUGCGACAUAUUUAAAUCGAAAAUCGAUGUAUUUGAAACUUGGCGCGGCCGGUAUUGCUAUAGUAGUAUUUGUUUUAUACUUUUGGGUUUUGUAAUAAUUGUUAAAUGUUUAUUAAAAAGGAAAGUAAUAUGAGAAAAGCUAA
Messenger RNA from Anastrepha obliqua, 964 nucleotides. It is a transcript of the gene Sec22, whose product is annotated as vesicle-trafficking protein SEC22b. Gene Ontology annotation, molecular function: SNAP receptor activity. Gene Ontology annotation, cellular component: endoplasmic reticulum-Golgi intermediate compartment; ER to Golgi transport vesicle membrane; Golgi membrane. Lineage: Eukaryota; Metazoa; Arthropoda; Insecta; Diptera; Tephritidae. The record is from RefSeq and is a predicted model, not a curated record. Gene Ontology annotation, biological process: retrograde vesicle-mediated transport, Golgi to endoplasmic reticulum; vesicle fusion with Golgi apparatus; endoplasmic reticulum to Golgi vesicle-mediated transport. The transcript has 5 exons. The coding region runs from base 281 to 916 and encodes 211 amino acids.